AUGAAUCUCAGCCUUCCUAUCCGCACUGUUAGCUCGAGGAACGAUGAUAGCAGGAAACACUUUAUCAACUACACUCCUACCUCUUCAACUGAAGCCAUCUCUGGCCCGGUCCGGGAACCUACGCCAUUAAACGACCGGUUAAUCGUUGGUCUUGAUUUUGGUACCACUUACUCAGGUGUUGCCGCUGUAUAUACAUCGACUCCAGACGAUGUCGAGAUUAUAAAAACCUGGCCAGGAGGCAAUGGAAUCACAUCGGACAAGGUCCCGACAGAGAUAUCCUACGACUUUCCGCCGAACUCCCCGGAGGGUGCGGAGCCAAACAUCAAAUGGGGUUUCCAAUUCAGACCGGAGGAAUCUCGACUUCGAUGUAUCAAAUUAUUCCUGGAUCGGUCGCAAAAGCUACCUUUCUACGUCAGCCCAUUGGAAACUGCUGCCCAACUGAAGAAGUUCAACAAAAAUGUCAUGGACGCUGUCAGCGAUUACUUGACUCAGGUGCACAAGCACACCAUGGAAACCCUUACAAGACGAUAUGGAGAGUCAUUCUUGGCGUCGACAAAUGUAGAGUUUGUCCUCACGUGUCCAGCUGUGUGGUCGGAUGCUGCAAAGAAUACUACGUUGCAGGCUGCAGAGCGGGCGGGGAUGGGCACCAAGUCUGAGAUUCAGAUGAUCAGUGAACCUGAAGCAGCUGCGGUAUAUACACUUAAAGCCAUACAGCCUAAUCACCUGAGCGCUGGUGAUAACUUUGUAGUAUGUGAUGCCGGAGGAGGAACAGUGGACUUAAUUGCCUACAAAAUUAUAUCUCUGAAGCCAUUGAGGGUUGAAGAAUCUGCCGUUGGAACUGGUGGGUUGUGCGGUAGUGCAUUUCUGAACUACCGGUUCGAGGAGCAUGUCCGGGGUCGCAUUGGGAAGGAGAGGUUCGACGAGAUGAAGCUUAAGAAGGCCAAGUGCUGGCAGAUGGGUCUACGAUACUGGGAAGAGUUUGUAAAGCGCAAUUUCAACGAAGAAGAACACGCCGAAGUCAAUGUACCUUUCCCCGGACUCCCCGACGAUGAAGAAGCAGGGCUAGAUUCCGGAUUCCUUGUUUUGACUGCCGCGCAAAUUAAAGAAAUAUUCGAACCUGUCGUCAAGGAGGUCUGUGACUUGGUGCAGGGCCAAGUGGAUGGGAUCCGCGCGAAAGGUGGAAUUGUAUCUGGUAUAGUUCUGGUUGGAGGGUUUGGGCAAAGCAACUACUUAUACACACGACUGAAAUCUCAUUUCAACACCGCGGCACCCCCUCCAUACAGCGAACGGCCGACACACGCUCAAGCAACCGCUCUGAUUCAAAACGGAUCCGUCGAGGUUAUGCAACCAGUCAACGCUUGGACAGCGGUUGUUCGAGGAGCCGUCUUACGAGGUCUCGAAGGAAGUAUGGUGGUCUCACGUAAGGCAAGAAUGCAUUAUGGUACUUCCUAUGCUACUGUCUAUGAUGAAGACAAGCACCAAGUUAGCGAAAGAUACUGGAGCCCACUAUGGGAGCGGUGGAUGGUAAGUGAUAGGAUGCAAUGGCACAUUGCGAAGGGCGAGACGCUAAGCGCUGCUACACCCGUCAGUUUCCAUUAUACACGAAACUUCAGACCGGGCCAAUCCCUCAUCGUAUCCGACGACCUCAUCGCCUGCGACGCCGAUGGUGACCCUCCUUCCUCCUAUACCAAAGAACUUAUAAAUGUCUGCACCUUAACAACCGACCUUGGUGCUGUACCAAAGAGUCUCUUUACUAGGCUCACGACGACAAGAGGCGUUGAAUUCGAUAAUCUGGAUUUCACGCUGGAGAUGGUGGUUGAAAGUGCAGGGCUGGCAUUCGAGCUCAAGGUUGAUGGGUUCAGGUAUGGGCGGGUUGAGGCCGAGUUCCAUUCGGCUUGA
Messenger RNA from Venustampulla echinocandica, 1899 nucleotides. RefSeq lists its product as uncharacterized. The transcript is spliced from 4 exons. The coding region runs from base 1 to 1899 and encodes 632 amino acids. Lineage: Eukaryota; Fungi; Ascomycota; Leotiomycetes; Helotiales; Pleuroascaceae. The record is from RefSeq and is a predicted model, not a curated record. Gene Ontology annotation, molecular function: ATP-dependent protein folding chaperone; ATP binding.